GGUUUGGUAUCUAUUCGCUAUCUGCCAUUCUGCCUGUCCGAGUGCCUGCCCGCUUAGAGUGUUAGUUCUCUUUCGUCUCGGUAUCUGUUCUUAUAAAAUUUAAUUUGUAAUAAUGGCAAAUAUAGCAGCGAAACGCAUAAAACGAGAAUUCAAGGAGGUCAUGAAAAGUGAAGAGGUAGCAGGCGGUAGCAUUAAAUUGGAGUUGAUUAACGACAGCUGGACAGAGCUCCAAGGCGAGAUAGCUGGUCCUCCGGACACACCGUACGAAGGUGGCACGUUCUUACUUGAGAUCAAGGUGCCGGAGACAUACCCAUUCAAUCCGCCAAAGAUUCGCUUUAUGACAAAGAUCUGGCACCCUAACGUGUCGUCGGUAACUGGCGCUAUAUGCUUAGACAUACUCAAAGAUCAAUGGGCGGCUGCCCUCACGCUGCGCACAGUGCUGCUCUCGAUCCAGGCACUUCUGUCAGCCGCAGAGCCGAACGACCCGCAAGAUGCUGUCGUGGCUAAGCAAUACCGUGAAGAUAUACGGCUUUUUAAUCUGACUGCUAGUCACUGGACCAAUGUCUAUGCUGGAGGGCCUACCGUCAUCUGGGAAUUCAAUCAGAAGGUUCAAGUAUUAAUAGAUAUGGGCAUCGACGAAGAUCAAGCUAGGGUAGCACUUUCUACAUUUGAAUGGGAAAUUGAGAGGGCCACAGAACAUCUCUUUAGUUAAGUAUUUUCUAGUUGACAACCAGUGGAGCCAACAAUGCUGGCUAUAAUGUAAUUUGAUUAAAACACAGAGUUACAAUUACUGUUAUUCUCCAAUGAAUUUCCUGUGCUAACUCAAAUAAUUAUGUAAUCAAUAAACUACCUGGACAUAAUUCCGUGUAAUCAAAUAUUAGGAUGAUAAUUUGUGUCGUUACUAUCAUUGUUGAUCUUGAUGUUGUCAGUGGUCACUACAUGUGAAAUAAUUCUAUUAACAUUAUUACGUUUUCAUAUUAUAUGGAACUGUUUAAAUAGACUAUGCUGAGAAAAUGGCAUUAGCAUAUAGGAUAUUUUCAUCAAUUUCUACUUCACGUUAGUUUAGGGAUUUCUUUAUUUACCACGAAUGCUUCACAAUGAUGCAAGGAGUUUCAUAAGUCUGACUGAUGCAAAUCUUUAAUAUCUUGACAGAACAAUUUCGCAUGAUGACUAGUGGGUAUGGUACGUGUUUUCAUCCUGAGCUUAUUGUUCAAAACUUUGAUAUAUAUUUUAUUAACAAAUCGAAUUCUAUUUACUAUCAAUAAACAAUAUUUAAAAAAUAAACCAGAUGUUAUCAGGCUACUCUGAAAAGAUACAAAAUCAAAGGUCAGUCUAACUAAUGAGCCAUUGGUUCUGUUUUUUUAUUAUAUCAAAAUAGUGUAUGUGAGAUUGAAGAACUUUAAGUUAUAUAUUUUGUAUUUUCAUAUACCUAGUUAUCAUUUGUAUGAAAUUUAGACUUGAUCAUGAAUGAUAGUUUUAUUUUGUCUCGGUGUUUGUUUGAUUGCAGAAUCAAAAUGGCAGCAUUCUGACCUUUUCUCGAGAAUAUUAAUUAAUGUAAUAGUAUCAUAGUUUAGGUCCUAGAUAAUAAAGAUUCAAUUUGUUAUUAAUGUGGAUUCAUGUAAUGAUUGUAUUUACUCCAUUACAUUUUAAUAGAUGAAGUUAUAGAGUGAACGUUAAAACCCUGGGAAUAUUAGAUGUUGUGUAUUAUAUGUAUAAUUUAUUAUAUAUAUCUCUAAAAGUAUUGAACUUGUUGUUGCAAAUAAAACAAAAUUUGAUGCUAUCCAUUUAACAACGAAUUUUUGUUGCAUAUUAUAAUAAUGAGUACUUCAAUAUCCCUGUGUGUGUAUAUUUGUUUUUACUAUUACUUUAAACCGUCGUUAAAAUGGGGGAGGUUCUUUUCAUAAAUUAUUAAGGUACUUUACAAUAUAUUACAUGGUGUAUCAAAACAGUAUACAUUCCUUUCAAAAUAAUUGGAAUGCCGUCCUCAUAAUUAUAAAUUUGAAUUAUAAAUAUAAUAAUUUGACGAUGUUUACAAGUGAAAUGUUAGUUGACGGAUAUUUAUUUUGAAUGAAAAUAAAAUUGACGUACCUUACGUUUCAUAGGCAUAAAGUACGUUAUGCCAGGAUGACUAGUAAUGUUAUGUUAUACAAUACCAUUCAGAAAAUUUAGGUAACUACUCCACAGAAAUAAUAUUAAUAAUUACUUUUUUUCCAUUUAUUUACCUAGUAAUCUGGCAAUGAUGACUAAAGAAAAGAAAAAAAAUUUGAUCAUUUAUUGGAUAGUUUGAUGAUAUAAGACAAAAUGACAAGAUUUUGAUAAAUUGAAAAUUGAUUUUGUUAUUUGGUACUAUCGACAAAUUUAUAUUAUGACCCACUUUCAAAGUCAAAGUUAUUUUCUUACUUAUUCAUUAUUAAUUCAAAAUUCCCGUAUAAAGCAUAACAUUUUUAUAGUAGUGUCUUGAUAUGUCAUUUAAUUACCCUGAAAAUCACUUGUUACAAACCUCCCAUUUUUAUUUAAGACUUUGACUGCCAAUAAAAAACUGUAGAAGGUAAAUCCUCCGCUACCGCCGGUCACCGGUUAAUCCUAUGGCGUUUAACGUGUUAAACUCAAACACGAGGACGGUAAAUGACGUAAACAAAAUAUAUAUAAAAAAUAAUAAUAUUUUGUUCUCAUUUUUUUGAUAUUAAUAAAAAUACGUAAGCCUAAAUGUUUGUUUCCCAACAAAAGAUACACCUACAUGCUGUAAUAUAAUCCCCUAGACAUAAUAUACCUAAAUCAUACAAAUAUAAUUAUUGGGAAACUAUAUAAGAGUAACAAUAACACAAAACAAAAUUCAG
This is a messenger RNA of Spodoptera litura, 2837 nucleotides long. It is a transcript of the gene Ubc4, whose product is annotated as ubiquitin conjugating enzyme 4. NCBI's taxonomy places the organism in Eukaryota, Metazoa, Arthropoda, Insecta, Lepidoptera, Noctuidae. Gene Ontology annotation, molecular function: protein binding. The record is from RefSeq and is a predicted model, not a curated record.